Alternaria incomplexa is the source of this 384-nucleotide messenger RNA. RefSeq lists its product as uncharacterized. The coding region runs from base 1 to 384 and encodes 127 amino acids. The transcript has 3 exons. Gene Ontology annotation, biological process: late endosome to vacuole transport via multivesicular body sorting pathway. Gene Ontology annotation, cellular component: Vps55/Vps68 complex; endosome. The record is from RefSeq and is a predicted model, not a curated record. NCBI's taxonomy places the organism in Eukaryota, Fungi, Ascomycota, Dothideomycetes, Pleosporales, Pleosporaceae.
AUGGCCGGCAUCAAGACCAUCAUAGGGUUGUCCUUCGUCCUGGCGAUCGGCUUCCUCCUUGUCAUCCUCUCCGCCGCGCUCUUUAAGAACUACCUCACGCUUCUCGUCGUCGCAACCUACGUAAUCGCGCCCCUGCCCAACUGGCUGUGCGGCCGCGCAGCAAACCGCGAUGAUUUUAUGGAAAGCACCGGAAAUGGUGUCGUCGACUUUGGACGGUUCUUGACAGGCUUCUUUGUGGUCAUGGGUAUUGCCCUCCCGACACUACUGUGGCAUUCGGCAGAGAUCGCGGGCGGCGCGGCGGCCAUGUCCAUCUUCGGCGGUCUUCUGAUAUACGCGACCAUCAUCAGCUUCACCCUGUUCUUCCAGGAGCAAGAAGACUUCUGA